AUGGCCGCCAGUGUACCCAAAUAUCCACUGGGCUCUUCUCAAGAGCAUAUUGUAAUGUGUGAAUCCCAUGAUUUACCUAUCGAUAUGUUAUGUGAGGUUUGUGAUGAAUUUAUUUGUGGUAAAUGUGAUAAGACAGAGCAUGAAGAUCACGAAUGCAACACUCUACCUACUGCAGCUACCAAAAGGAGGAGAGGCUUGCUUAGAUUUUUGAUGAAGAUCAAGGAACGGGACCGUCCCAGAAUUGAUGAGGAGAUGGAGAAGGUGUCAAAACGGAUCGCAGCAAAUGAAGAACUGUGUGACACUGAGAUUGAAAAGCUUCAGAAGCAUGUUGAUGAGAUAAUUGCCAGGUUAAGAGAAAUAAGGAAAAAUAAUGAACAAAGACUGAUAGAUAAUUUGGAGGAAAAAAAUAAAAAGCUGAAUAGUGAGAAAUCUGAGCUAGACAAGAAGAAGAAAGAAAUAGAAGAGAUGGUAAAGUUUAUGGAGGAAAACAACAGUACCAUGUCUGAUUAUGGCUUCAUUGACAAUCACAGAGAACUGGAAGAACUGCUGUUUGACCUAAGCGUUGAUAUAGAGGACUGUAAACAUUCAGCGAGAUACAGUAAAGGAGAAAUUUGUAAUGAGGUGAUGGAGAAUUUGAUUGGAAAAAUUAUAGAUUUGAACAAUAUCAGUUUGACUGAAACAAACUCAUUUAAAUAUGGAAAUAAAGAAAUACGUUUAUUGAGUGCGUUAUGUGAAGAUCAGUGUUACAUAAAACAAUCAGGGUCAGAUAAGAUUGAACAAGUAAACAAGAAAGGCAAGAAAAUACAUAAAUAUAAUAUCAAAGCUGAUUAUAUGUGUGUGACUGAUACUGGUGAUGUUUAUUUUGCUGAUCGUUUGAAGAAAUCCAUCGGCCAUCUGUCACCACCAGGAUCUGUGUCUGAAGUCAUCAGUACAGAUCCACUGAUACCAAGAGGAAUCUGUCAGUCAGUGGACGGUGGACUACUGGUCACCUUGAUAGACGAAUCAUUACCUUACAGGUUAGAGCCACACAGCAGACGUUUGGUGAGACACAUCACAGUGACAGGUGAUGUCAUCCAUGAGUAUGAGUUCCAGGAGGACGGUCAUACCAGACUGUUUACAUUGCCAGGCAGAGUCACACAGAACAGUAACUGUGAUAUCUGUGUUGUAAACACUACACAUCUGACUACAAGUGUACUAGUGAUUAUGUCUUCCUCUGGUCGUAUGAAAUCUGUCUACCGUGGAGACAGCCCUUUCUUCCGUGAACUGAACCUAACAAAAGACUUUAAUCCAACUGAUGUAGUGUGUGACUCCCUCUGUAACAUCCUUGUUAAUGAAUUUAACAUCAAACAGAUUCAUCUACUGGGUCCUGACGGGGAGUUCCUGAAGUUUUUACAGACAGACAAUGAAUUGAACAGUCCAUACACUUUAUCACUCUAUAAGUCUACAUUGUGGGUCGGAUAUAAGGGAAUUGUCAAAGUGUUUCAGUAUAGAAUGUAA
Messenger RNA from Saccostrea cuccullata (small rock oyster), 1497 nucleotides. RefSeq lists its product as uncharacterized. The record is from RefSeq and is a predicted model, not a curated record. The coding region runs from base 1 to 1497 and encodes 498 amino acids. The transcript has a single exon. Gene Ontology annotation, molecular function: zinc ion binding; protein binding. Lineage: Eukaryota; Metazoa; Mollusca; Bivalvia; Ostreida; Ostreidae.